UUUUAUAUUAUUUUUGGGGUCAAAUUGUCCAGUUUGUUCAAAAUCUUGUCUUGCUUAUUACGUUUCAUUGCUUAUUUCGUCACACUCUUUUCUUGGGAAAUGCCAUUUAUGGUCAUGUAUUUCCUGCCAACUAGAGUUCAUAGUCCGCCAUUUUUUUUCCUCGCAGUGAUUUUGUAGUUUCAUAUCAUCAUGCCUAAGGUGCAAGUUCAGAAAUGUUCAGUUCUCGGGUGUGUGGACCAACAUAGUUCUUUUCACAGACUGCCAGCAUCUGAGCCUCUUCGAAGUGCCUGGUUACAUUUCAUUUUUCGAGGAAAUGUACCCGCAAAUGUGGGGAAAGUGCUUCUUGUUUGCAGCAAACACUUUUCGGAUGAAUGCUUCAGCAACCUCMGUCAAUUUCAGGAAGGUUUUUCCGAGAGACUUCGCCUGAUUGAGGGUUCUGUUCCUUCUCUUUAUGGAAGCGAUGGUCAAACCAAAUUGAAGUCUGAAGCAACAAGGCAAGAGAUGACGUUUACCAGCACUUUGUCUCAAACCAAACCAAGUCUGAAGCAACAAGGCAAGAGCCGACGUUUACCAGCACUUUGUCUCAAACCAAACCCAACAUGCGCUCAGUUGGGACACAACUAUCCAUUUCAACUCUCCAACCCCAUGUUAAAAGUAAAGGAAUACAGGUGACCCCAAAGUGUUUUGACRUUAGCACCAACACUUCAACAACUACAUUUGAGCAAACGCACACCUUAUUGUCAUCCACACCAGUAAAGCGACCACUGUUGUCUGUUAUUCCUGAAGAAUUGACACCAAUAAAGAGACCCCGUUUGGAGGGGUCCAAAGUGGGUKAUGACUCAUUAGAAGGCAGCUCUAUUAUGAAUGUACAAAGCCCACAAGAUCCCACAUAUGACCCUGAAGACUCCAUAAGUGCUUUGUCUGAGAUGCCUGAACACAA
Austrofundulus limnaeus is the source of this 940-nucleotide messenger RNA. RefSeq names its product THAP domain-containing protein 10. Lineage: Eukaryota; Metazoa; Chordata; Actinopteri; Cyprinodontiformes; Rivulidae. The record is from RefSeq and is a predicted model, not a curated record. Gene Ontology annotation, molecular function: sequence-specific DNA binding.